GAAGAGGAGGAGGAGGAGGAGGAGGAGGAUGGCUGCUGCCCUGCCUGUGUCUCGUGCGGCCCCACGCGGCUGGUGCCUUUGGAGGCCGGUCGCAGCGUCCGCUGCCCCCAUCCGCUCGCUCCACCAGACGCCCACCACGGACAGCGCCGAGAGCAGCCCUGCCCCAGUUCAGCAGAAGAGCAGCGCGGUGGUGCAGAAGAAGUCCUACGUGCCCACCAGCCGAGGAGAGUACGUCAUCACCAAGCUCGAUGACUUGAUCAACUGGGCCCGUCGGAGCUCUUUGUGGCCCAUGACGUUCGGCUUGGCUUGCUGCGCUGUCGAAAUGAUGCACAUGGCUGCCCCGCGCUACGACAUGGAUCGCUUCGGGGUGGUCUUCCGAGCCAGCCCCCGGCAAUCCGACGUCAUGAUUGUGGCAGGCACGUUGACCAACAAGAUGGCGCCUGCCCUCCGGAAGGUCUACGACCAGAUGCCUGAGCCGCGUUACGUGGUGUCCAUGGGGAGCUGCGCCAACGGCGGGGGCUACUACCACUACUCUUACUCUGUGGUGCGGGGCUGUGACCGGAUAGUGCCAGUGGACAUCUAUGUGCCAGGUUGCCCUCCCACGGCCGAAGCCCUCCUUUACGGGAUCCUGCAACUCCAGAAGAAGAUCAAGCGAGAGAAGCGGCUCCAGAUCUGGUACCGGAAGUAGCGGCCGCCGGUUUUAGGAAUAAGCCGCCGGCCCGAGAAGCAGCCUGUCUGUAUCCGUAGCGCACAGUUUGAACCGUUUUGCACACGCGCUUUCCAAUAAAGUUGCAACUAUCUAUAUAUAAA
Molecule: messenger RNA, 810 nt
Organism: Elgaria multicarinata webbii
Lineage: Eukaryota; Metazoa; Chordata; Lepidosauria; Squamata; Anguidae
Gene: NDUFS7
Product: NADH:ubiquinone oxidoreductase core subunit S7
Exons: 8
Coding region: 29-688 (219 amino acids)
Biological process (GO): mitochondrial respiratory chain complex I assembly; aerobic respiration; electron transport coupled proton transport
Molecular function (GO): 4 iron, 4 sulfur cluster binding; NADH dehydrogenase (ubiquinone) activity; quinone binding
Source: RefSeq, a predicted model, not a curated record